This is a messenger RNA of Alligator sinensis (Chinese alligator), 870 nucleotides long. RefSeq lists its product as uncharacterized. The transcript is spliced from 6 exons. Bases 1 to 870 code for a protein of 289 amino acids. The record is from RefSeq and is a predicted model, not a curated record. Lineage: Eukaryota; Metazoa; Chordata; Crocodylia; Alligatoridae. Gene Ontology annotation, biological process: response to bacterium.
AUGAUCCUGUUCUGCUUGCAGAUGGCAAUCUCAGAAGAAGGGGUGCUAAUCUUGCAGAGCCCAACCCAGCUCUUCCUGGCCUCUGGAGGAACUGCCCAGCUGAAGUGCAGCAUUUUGGGAGAUGACUGGAGUGUCGUGUGGUACAAGGAGCAACCGGAUGGCAGCUUGCAUGGGAUCUAUCACAGCUCUGAGUUUGCAAGACCAGUUGGCAGGUAUUCGGGGACAAGGUACAAAACCACGAAGCAGUUCUCUCUCAUUAUUGAGCAUCUGCAGAGAGAAGACACCGGGGUCUACUACUGCAGCCUCUCUGAGUUCAAACAUGGGAGCUUUGGGGACGGGACCAGACUGAUUGUGCCUCCCCAGCCCAGCCUUGCCAUCCUGGCACCUCCCCCCUCAGAGGAGGCCAAUAUCCCAGGCCCUGUCCCCGUGCUCUGCCUGCUCUCCCCGCAUGCUCUGGGCUGGAAGACAACUCUCUGGGAUGUUAUGGAGGAGCCUCCAGAGCAGAUGGAUGCAGGAGCUCUGGAUGGGGAAAGCAUGUGGAUCAUGGCAUUGGUCCCCAAGGAGCGGUGGGACGCGGGGAAGUCCUGUACCUGCACAGCCAGAGAGGAGGGAACCGGGAGAAACAUCAGUGCUGCUGUAGCCAAGGGCACUGGUGCCAUGUCAGAGGGGCCCUGCUGGGUUGUGCACUGGGUGGGGCUGCCCUGUGUAUGCCUCCUCCUGCUGGUCCAGGGCCUCAUCCUGCUUUCCACCAAGUGCCCCAUCAAAGUUAAGGGGAGAGCGGCAGCACCGGGAAGUGAUGUGCGCCCACGCCAGAGCCCAGAGACAGAAUAUGCAGCUGUGAGCUACAGCGGCAGAAAUGCUGCUGCAUGA